Messenger RNA from Protopolystoma xenopodis, 669 nucleotides. Lineage: Eukaryota; Metazoa; Platyhelminthes; Monogenea; Polystomatidea; Polystomatidae. The record is from the annotation of a GenBank genome assembly.
AUGAAAGAUCUUAAAUACGUCAUAAUCAAAUUUCUCUACCUUAUUCAGCAAUUCUUGGAGCUCUCAGAUAGACCGAUCCCUUCGAAUCGAUUGGAUCUCCUUUGCUGGACCGUCCUCAAUGAGCUCGUGCUAGUACUCCGUUCAACUCAUACCAGAACUCAGGCUCUUUAUCGACUUUCAUUGGCCCCCCACAGCGCCAAAAACAGCCUUUACGCCGAAACCAAUGGUUCAAGUGGCUUCAAAAUGUGUGAACAGUCGCCCCAAAAUCACACCAUCAGUCUUGGAGGCACUAUUUGUAAUAACUGGAAGGUAGGCCCACAUGGGGAUGGCAGCUUAGCUAAACUGGCUUCGGAAAGACCGGAUUGUUCAGCAAGAGUGGAUAUUGGCAAAACUGUAGAUUUGACUUCUCCUUGUCCUGGUAUUAGUGUUGAACCCGAUGUUCAUUUGACCGGAGCCCCUGAUGACGCUGCACUGGCAGCGACUCCUCAUAGUGCGGAUGUCUCGAUGCUAAGUCGGCUGAUUCGGCCAAUCAUGCUGCGCAUGUUGGCCAUUUCUUUGAUGGCCAUCGAUUACCAGCAUCAGAAGUUGACCGUACCUCGCUUGCCUAUUCAGCAAGAUUCUGUCAAACACGCUUUAGUGAGUUCAGCGGCUUGUAUCCUUAGACUAUGA